Morone saxatilis (striped sea-bass) is the source of this 1631-nucleotide messenger RNA. Its product is annotated as Na(+)/H(+) exchange regulatory cofactor NHE-RF1-like. Gene Ontology annotation, molecular function: protein-membrane adaptor activity; signaling receptor binding. Gene Ontology annotation, cellular component: apical plasma membrane. The record is from RefSeq and is a predicted model, not a curated record. Gene Ontology annotation, biological process: protein localization to plasma membrane. NCBI's taxonomy places the organism in Eukaryota, Metazoa, Chordata, Actinopteri, Moronidae.
AAGAUUGCAACAUAGCAUUUGGUAGGGGAGGACCCGUGAACCCGGCGGUAGGAGUGAAAACGCAACAGCGGAAAGUUUACUGUGAGACAGGUCAGCGGAAGUGGAGCUCUAGUGAAGUCAGUGUGCGCAACAGGUGUUAGUUCUUCGUAUGGUUGUUGUGUGACUCCUUUUUUUAAAGCUACGAAGUGGUUUGGAUAGUGAGAGUAAAAGUUUUUUUCUCGGUUAGAAGAGUAACAACAUGUCAAAUCUCCGACCCCGACUGUGUGUGCUGGAGAAAGGAUCCAGCGGCUACGGGUUCCACCUGCACGGAGAGAAGGGCAAGACGGGGCAGUUUAUCAGGCUCGUGGAGCCGAACCCCGCCUCUACAGCGGGACUCUUCGCGGGCGACCGUCUGGUAUUCGUGAAUGGAGAGAGCGUAGAGGGCGAGAGCCAUCAGCAAGUGGUGGCCAGGAUACGGGCCACCAUCGGGGCUCUAGAGCUUAUAGUGGUGGACGCCGAAACGACUGAGCUUCUGAUGAAACACAACCUGCAGUGUCGGAAAGAGUUCGUCACGGAGGGGAUUCCCCUGCCCGGCGGGGACAGCGACUCAGACCGCGGGGACGCACAGAGCAACGGCACCCCGAGGGAGUCCAGCCCUGUCCCGCGGGAGAACGGGGAUGCCUCGUCGGAGAGGUCGGACAGGCUGAGUGUUAGCUCCAGCUCCAAGGAGGAGAGAGGCGGGCCGCGCCCUCGCCUCUGCCACAUGAAGAAGGGAGCCAGCGGCUACGGCUUCAACCUGCACAGUGAGAAGUCCAAACCAGGCCAGUUCAUCAGAGCCGUGGACGAGGACUCUCCGGCACAGAGGGCCGGCCUCAGACCACAGGACAAGAUCAUCCAGGUGAACGGUGUGUCGAUGAUUGGCAAGCAGCACUCAGAGGUGGUGGCAGCCAUCAAAGCGGGAGGAGACGAGACCACUAUGCUGGUGGUCGAUGCCGAGACUGAAGAAUUCUUCAAGAGAUGCAACGUCCUGCCCACCGAGGAACAUGUCACUGCUGUCCCUUUAAUGUCCCUCAGUGUGGACGUUGUGCUCAGUGCUGUUUGUGCUGUUUGUUCUGUUUGGCAGGCGGUAGCCGAGAGGAACCCCAAAGUGUCUGUGAGCUCGUCAGCCUCCAGUGCCUCGUCCAACGCCUCCCUGCCAGCAGCCGCCAGCAGCUCCUCCCCUCCAGAGGUUGAGAGGGCCCCGGAGCCGGCCCCAGCAGCCGGAGGCCUGGGUCUGAGCAUGUCACUGGCCCAGGCCAAAGAGAGAGCCCGUCAGAAACGAGCCGCCAAGAAAGCCCCGACCAUGGACUGGAGCAAGAGGAACGAACUGUUCAGCAACUUGUAAACGACAUCGUCUUCAUCUUCAUCUUCAUCAUCAGGUCCACCACUCCCAGACCGCCUGUACCGCCCUGUGUCUGUCCUCUGGCUUUAGUUUUUACGUUGCCACACUGAAUGACAAAGACACAGUGUUCAUUUAGAACAUUAUAAACUCCCCUGUUAAACAGUAUUAUAUGAUGAUUUUAUUUGUUUUAAUUUAGGGUCUUGCCACUUUUCUUUCAUGUUUAAAUGAUGCCGGAGUCACACAGGAAUGAAUGUUAAUAUAUUAAAAAGAA